This is a messenger RNA of Hyaena hyaena (striped hyena), 4692 nucleotides long. It is a transcript of the gene CLCN1, whose product is annotated as chloride voltage-gated channel 1. NCBI's taxonomy places the organism in Eukaryota, Metazoa, Chordata, Mammalia, Carnivora, Hyaenidae. Gene Ontology annotation, molecular function: voltage-gated chloride channel activity. Gene Ontology annotation, cellular component: membrane. The record is from RefSeq and is a predicted model, not a curated record. The coding region runs from base 1 to 3000 and encodes 999 amino acids. The transcript has 24 exons. Gene Ontology annotation, biological process: chloride transport; transmembrane transport.
AUGGAGCCGUCCGAGUCCCAGCGGCGCGGGGGCGAGCAAAGCUGGUGGGGUAGUGCCCCCCAGUACCAGUAUAUGCCCUUCGAGCACUGCACCAGCUAUGGACUACCCUCCGAGAAUGGGGCCCUUCAGCACAGGCUCCGGAGGGACGCAGGCCCCCGUCCCAACACCCGCCCCACGCAGGAGCGUCUGGUUACUCUGUCGUGGGAAGUCCCUCACCAGGACUGCUUCCUGUUUGUGCCCAUGAGCACAGGGAGACAGCAGCUCCCACACAAGGAGCAGGGCACGGGGGUGCCCCAGAAGACGGGCUCCAGUGAGAGCGUGGAUAGCAAGGAUGCGGAUCACUAUUCUAAAUGUCAAGACUGUAUGCGCCGCCUGGGACACGUGGUAAGAAGGAAAUUGGGAGAAGACUGGAUCUUUCUGGUGCUCCUGGGACUGCUUAUGGCUCUGGUUAGCUGGAGCAUGGAUUAUGUCAGUGCCAAAAGCCUUCAGGCCUACAAGUGGGCCUACUACCAGAUGCAGCCCAACCUGCCGCUGCAGUACCUCGUCUGGGUCACCUUCCCGCUCACUCUCAUCCUCUUCAGCGCCCUCUUUUGCCACCUCAUCUCUCCCCAGGCAGUUGGCUCCGGGAUCCCCGAAAUGAAGACAAUACUCCGUGGGGUUAUCCUCAAGGAAUACCUCACCCUCAAGGCCUUUGUGGCCAAGGUUGUGGCCCUGACUGCAGGGCUGGGCAGUGGCAUUCCUGUGGGGAAAGAGGGCCCGUUUGUGCACAUCGCCAGCAUCUGUGCUGCUGUCCUCAGCAGGUUCAUGUCCAUGUUCUGCGGGGUGUAUGAGACCGUGUCUGGGCGGCUUGAUCUCCUGGUGCCGGCCUGCGCGGUGGGCGUGGGAUGCUGCUUUGCAGCCCCUGUCGGAGGAGUGCUGUUCAGCAUCGAGGUCACCUCCACCUACUUUGCCGUGCGGAACUACUGGCGAGGAUUCUUCGCGGCCACAUUCAGUGCCUUUGUAUUCCGCGUGCUGGCCGUGUGGAACAAGGAUGCCGUCACCAUCACUGCCCUCUUCCGAACCAACUUCCGAAUGGAUUUCCCCUUUGAUCUGCAGGAACUCCCAGCCUUUGCCAUCAUCGGGAUUUGCUGUGGGUUCCUGGGAGCCGUAUUUGUGUACCUGCAUCGCCAAGUCAUGCUCGGUGUCCGAAGGCACAAGGCCCUCAGCCAGUUUCUGGCGAAGCACCGCUUGCUGUAUCCCGGAAUCGUCACCUUCGUCAUUGCCUCAUUCACUUUUCCACCAGGAAUGGGUCAAUUCAUGGCUGGAGAGCUGAUGCCUCGUGAAGCCAUCAGCACCCUGUUUGACAACAACACGUGGGUAAAGCACGUGGGUGACCCUGAAAGCCUGGGCCGGUCGGCUGUGUGGAUCCAUCCACGGGUCAACGUCAUCAUCAUCAUCUUCCUCUUCUUUAUCAUGAAGUUUUGGAUGUCCAUCGUGGCCACCACUAUGCCCAUACCCUGCGGAGGCUUCAUGCCUGUGUUUGUGCUAGGAGCUGCAUUUGGAAGACUGGUAGGAGAGAUCAUGGCCAUGCUCUUCCCUGAUGGUAUCCUAUUCGAUGACAUCAUCUACAAGAUCCUACCUGGGGGCUAUGCAGUAAUUGGGGCAGCAGCGCUGACUGGUGCGGUGUCCCAUACAGUCUCCACAGCUGUGAUUUGCUUUGAGUUAACGGGUCAGAUUGCCCACAUCCUCCCCAUGAUGGUGGCUGUCAUCUUGGCCAACAUGGUGGCUCAGAGCCUGCAGCCCUCCCUCUAUGACAGCAUCAUCCAGGUCAAGAAGCUACCCUACUUGCCUGACCUUGGUUGGAACCAGCUCAGCAAAUUUACAAUCUUUGUUGAGGACAUCAUGGUGCGUGAUGUGAAGUUUGUUUCAGCUGCCUGCACAUAUGGGGAAUUGCGAACCCUGCUCCAGACCACCACCGUCAAGACUUUACCGCUGGUUGAUUCGAAAGACUCCAUGAUCCUGCUGGGCUCCGUGGAGCGGUCAGAGCUGCAGUCCCUCCUGCAGCGCCACCUGAGCCCUGAGCGGAGGCUGCGGGCAGCCCAGGACAUGGCCAGGAAGCUGUCCGAGCUGCCUUACGACGGAAAGGCACGGCCCGCUGGCGGCGGGCACCGAGGCCUCCCGCCUGAGGCCCGGAGGGAGUCCUUUGCCUUCGUGGAUGAGGAUGAAGAUGAGGACCUCUCUGGGAAGCCCGAGCUGCCUCCUCUCCCUGCUCCUCACCCCUUUCCUGCUGCUCCGCUGUCCCCCGAAGAGCCCAAUGGGCCCCUGCCCAGCCACAAACAGCAGCCAGAAGCCCCGGAGCCUGCAGGUCAAAGACCCUCUGUCUUCCGGUCCCUGCUGCGCUGCUUACUGGGCAGGCCUCGCCCCAUGAAGAAGAAAACAACCCAGGAGUUAACGGAUUUGGUGGACACCAUGUCACCUGAAGAGAUUGAGGCCUGGGAGCAGGAGCAGCUGAGCCAGCCCGUGUGUUUUGACUACUGCUGCAUCGACCAGUCUCCCUUCCAGCUGGUGGAGCAGACGUCUCUGCACAAGACCCACACGCUCUUCUCGCUCCUUGGCCUCCACCUUGCUUACGUGACCAGCAUGGGGAAGCUCAGGGGCGUGCUGGCGUUGGAGGAGCUGCAGAAGGCCAUCGAAGGCCACACCGAGUCCGGGGUGCAGCUCCGCCCGCCCCUGGCCAGCUUCCGGAACACGACGACGGUCCGGAAGAACCCCGGGGGCCCGCCCCCGCCCCCCGACGCCUGGAGCCUGCCCGCGGACGGAGCCGCGGCUGCCGGGCCCGCGGAGGGGGCCCCCGCCUCCCCGGAACGCGCUCUCUCCGGGGCCCCGGCCCAGGCGGAGGGCGAGCUGGAGGAGCUGGAGCUGGUGGGCAGCGCGGGGCUGGAAGAGGAGCUGGCUGACAUCCUGCAGGGCCCCAGCCUGCGGUCCAGCGACGAGGAGGACGAGGACGAGCUGAUCCUGUGACUCGCGCCGACCGUCCAGAGGCCGCGGCCCGGGCUGCUGCGUGCGGGCGAGGGUCCGUCCGAGGCCGGAGGCACCGCGCCCAUGUCCUGCCCCCUCCUGGGGAUUUUUAAAUGGGACGGUGAUAGUCUUGGAGGAGGGCUCCUUGCGCAGAGAGCGGCCUUGAUCAGUUAUCUAGGCCGUGUCCCCCCAUCCAGACAGGCAGGCAGGGGCUUCUCACCCCAGGGAAGGGCCUGCCGGUGCGUGGGGCUCCCCGGCUGCCUGCUGAAUGGGCGGCACACACCCCGUGUCGCCCAGGCCCCCCUUAUCCCCUGGGAGCCCGCUGCUGUUCUUGUUCCAGCACCUUCCUGGCUCUGCCUAUGCGUCUGCCAGUCUCCACGGGGACCCACAAGGACGGCGGCCUGUGGAGGAGACGGGAGCCCCUCAUGCCUGGUGGACGGAUGGCCCGGAACACACUUGAGAACUGUCGCACCCCUCCUCAGAGCCCCCCACCCCGUUCUCCCACGGGCUCACACCCACUCCUUGAAAUUUGCGCCACCCCACGGCACCCCUUCCUGGCUCCCACUGAAAGGCGGGUCCCAGGGCCCCUCCUUUGCCUCAGACUUCAGCAGUGCCAUGUGGGUAAAGGAGGAGCAGGCUGACAGAGAAAAGGUGUCUGUGGAGGAAGCAGGGUCACCCACACCUCCUUCAGGCAGAAUCUGUCCCACACCACAGCCUCCUCACCCUCCAGUUUCCAGGUCUCUCCCUGGAAAAUACAUGCUCCUCCCCCCUGCCAUCAUUGAUCCGUCCUGCCCAAGGGUCAGCUGUGCCCUCCAGCUGCUGUGGCUGUGGCUUCUGCCCUCCGGAACCAAGGCUCAGGGCAGCCAGGGCUCUGGUCACUCAAAACCAGCCGUUAGACUGGCUCUUUGUGUUCCUCUUCUAGACGUGGAGAGAGGAGGGUUCAAAGUCAAGAUGGCAGACGUCUUUGAUGCUUCCCACGCUGGGGAAGUCAGAUCUGUAUCCUCCCCAGAUCAGCAACACGGUUGCUGUUAGCCUGUCUUUCUAUAAAGUGGUCUUGGGUGCGCUGAGCCUCCACAUCCCAGGCUAUCCCCACUCCCUCCUUCCCUCCCUCCGGUUAUGCCUUGUCUGGUUCUCCGAUCUUGUCCCCUUUACUUGCUCCUCCUUCCCCUCCUCUGUGCCCAGUCUCCAUCAUCCCCCAAAUAAGACACUCAUAGUCACAGGUGCCACCACAGUCUGUUUAGUGCCACUGAACACAGCCUGUAGCCCUCUGCAACACCACGUCCCUUCCACCUCCCCAGGCCGCGAGAGCGAAAGAGAGAGAGAGAGAGAGAGAGAGCAGCAGCAGCCUGGGGAGAGGGUUGGCAGUGGGCAUCUGAGCCGAGCCCAUGUGUAAAUAAUCUAUAAUAUUUAUAUAUAUUUAUAUAUAAUUCUCUCUGUAAUAUAUGUCAUAGAAUCUCUCUUGGGCCUGGGGUGAGAAUGUCACAUUAAGAAAACAUGCUAAGACUGGCCAUAAAAAUGGAUAAUUUCCCAGACCUGGAAGACACAGUAUGGGAUGUAGAAGUGGGGGCAAAGAGAAGGGCAUACACUCAUUCACCAAGAGCCCCCCCUCAGCAGAGGGGCAAGAAGGAAGGCGGGGACAGUGGAAGGGGAGGAAUGGGAGAUUUGGGUUUUUCUUUAAUAAAGUGAUUUGAAAAU